Molecule: messenger RNA, 420 nt
Organism: Caenorhabditis briggsae
Lineage: Eukaryota; Metazoa; Nematoda; Chromadorea; Rhabditida; Rhabditidae
Gene: Cbr-ttr-18
Product: Protein CBR-TTR-18
Exons: 3
Coding region: 1-420 (139 amino acids)
Cellular component (GO): cell surface
Source: RefSeq, a predicted model, not a curated record
AUGCAUCAACUAAUUCUUGUUGCUCUUUUCGUUUCCACCGCUUCCUCUCUUCCAUUCAUCGGAUCCGUUCAAUCGGUUCGAGUCACUGGAAAAGUCACCUGCAAUGGAUCUCCAGCUGAGAACAUCAAAGUGAAGUUGUAUGAGAAAGAGAUCCUUCUCGACAAACUUCUCGAUGAGCGAUCCACUGAUGUUAAGGGAUCUUUCAGUCUUGCCGGAAACAAGAAGGAAUUGACUGCUAUUGACCCACAUGUUAACAUCUACCACAAGUGCAACUACAAGGGGGUCUGCUACAAGAAGCUGAAAAUCAAGAUUCCAAAGAGCUUCAUCAGCGAAGGAGAAACCGCCGAGAGAACAUUCGACAUUGGAGAGCUCAACUUGGCUGGAUCCUUCUCCGGAGAGUCCACCGAUUGCCUCAACUAA